Amphiprion ocellaris (clown anemonefish) is the source of this 2259-nucleotide messenger RNA. It is a transcript of the gene ankmy2a, whose product is annotated as ankyrin repeat and MYND domain containing 2a. The transcript has 10 exons. The record is from RefSeq and is a predicted model, not a curated record. The coding region runs from base 109 to 1383 and encodes 424 amino acids. Gene Ontology annotation, molecular function: protein binding. Lineage: Eukaryota; Metazoa; Chordata; Actinopteri; Pomacentridae.
UCGACCUGGGCUAGCCUUCAUGCCCGACCAUCAGGAGACUGUCAGAAGCACGGAAACGUAGUUUUCAUCAACAACUCGGUGUUUUAUUUAAAUCUGGUAGUCGCCAACAUGUCUGCUCCUAAGAAGGGAGACUUGUCUUCGAGUGAAAAGGAGUUGUUUGAGGUUAUCACUGCAGGUAAUGUUCAAGAGGCCUCAAGGCUGUUGGGCUGUAAGGAUGUUCGAGUGAACUGUUUGGAUGAGUAUGGGAUGACUCCUCUCAUGCACGCCGCUUACAAAGGAAAAGCAGACAUGUGCAAACUGCUGCUGCAACACGGAGCUGAUGUGAAUUGCAAUGAACAUGAGCACGGAUACACAGCGUUGAUGUUUGCUGGCCUGUCAGGGAAGACUGAUAUCACCUGGAUGAUGUUGGACGCAGGGGCAGAAACAGACGUAGUCAAUUCUGUUGGAAGGACCGCAGGGCAGAUGGCAGCGUUUGUCGGGCAACAUGACUGUGUCACAGUGAUCAACAACUUCUUCUCCCGUGCUAGACUGGAUUACUACACCAAGCCCCAGGGUUUAGAGAAAGAACCCAAGCUGCCACCCAAAUUGUCUGGACCCCUGCACAAGGUCAUCAUGAGCACCAACCUGAACCCUGUUAAGAUGGUGAUGCUGGUGAAGGAGAACCCUUUACUGGCAGAGGUGGAAGCUCUGGAAAAAUGUCGCCGGGUGAUGGAGCUAAUCUGUGAGAAGUGCAUCAAGCAGCAGGACAUGAACGAGGUGUUGGCCAUGAAGAUGCACUACAUCAGCUGUGUGCUGGGAAAGUGUGCCUCCUUCCUCAAGGAUCGGGAGGACAAGCUAGAAGGCCUCAUUAAAAGUUUGCUGAAGGGUCGGGACAGCGACGGCUUCCCCGUGUAUCAGGAGAAGUUUAUCAGAGAGUGCAUCCGCAAAUUCCCUUACUGUGAUGCAACUCUGCUGCAGCAGCUGGUGCGGAGUAUCGCUCCUGUUGACAUUGGUAAUGACCCCACAGCUCUGUCAGUGAUGACUCAGGCCAUCACAGGUCAGGUCGGCUUCAUGGAUGCAGAGUUCUGCACGUCCUGUGGAGAGAAAGGAGCUGAGAAGAGAUGCUCCAUCUGUAAAAUGGUGAUCUACUGCGGCCAAGCAUGCCAAAAGAUGCACUGGUUCACCCACAAGAAAGUUUGUAAGAAGCUCCAAGAGCAGAGAGAGAAGCAAGAAGCAGAAACAGCCAAACUGAGGAUGCAGCAGAGCAAAGAGGAGACUAAAGCAGUGCAGGAGGCCACAGAGUCCAUGCAGGAGCUCUCAGUGGAGUCCAGUAGUGAGGUUGCUCCCUUAGACUCUGCAGCAGAAGCUCCAAACCCCACUUCCAUCCCAGCUGCCGACAACUGAAGAUGGCCUUAACAGUGGACGGCACAAAGCCAACCAACCAACCAACCAACCAACCACCCUUCUACAGAAUACAUCCAUGCCCCACAGACAGAGACCAAACUGCAGUUACACUAAAAGCCAGGCAAAGACUGGUCCAGGAGGAUAGAAGAACCUGUAUUUACUGUCAGUCUGAGACUGUCAUCAGAGCAGGGGGACACUAAAUCAUACAAGGAAUGUUUGUGCCACAACUGUCAUCUUUUUGUCCUUUUUUCUCUGUUAAUUUUUCAGAUAAUAUUGUCAUAUGUGAAUGUGAACACUGCAUAGACUGGUGUGUUUUGUGGUAGAGGUCACUUGGAGGAAUCGUGGGGAAAUAUAUGAAGCUCUAAUGGUUCACAUCCAUGAUGGAACGCAAUUCUGCCUUAAGAAACUGUAGCAAACUGUGCGGGACGGAAGCGACUGUGUAGGCAAUCAGAGCUGGUGUUUGUUUGCAAUAUACUUGGAUUUGUUAUCGGGGUGUUUCUUUUGUACAGAUAACCUCAUGGUAGCUUGUGAGUGGAUAGCAUGGCUGCACAAUGUUGACCAAAAAUGUAUAUUUUUAAAUAUGAAUGACUUAAACAUAAGUUUAUUUUUAGUGUGUCGUGAAUUGUGACGUUAACGCUCAGGAUUUUCAAAAAAAUUUAACAAAAUGAAAAUACAUCCUUAGUUGGCCAGGCAUUGCUUGUAUACAGCACAAGAAUAUUAUUAUAUUAUUUCUUUCAUUUCUUGUGCAGCCCGAAUGGACAGAGAAACUAGAGUCAAAACAUCAUGUCCAGUAAUUGUUUGACCUGAACGCUGAAGACAUCCAACAUGUCCAACAACUUGAUCUUAAGUACAUUAAAUAAAGACCAACUUCACCGA